Messenger RNA from Meriones unguiculatus (Mongolian gerbil), 5322 nucleotides. RefSeq names its product KIT ligand (gene Kitlg). Bases 201 to 1022 code for a protein of 273 amino acids. Gene Ontology annotation, cellular component: plasma membrane. The record is from RefSeq and is a predicted model, not a curated record. Gene Ontology annotation, biological process: cell adhesion; positive regulation of cell population proliferation. The transcript has 10 exons. Gene Ontology annotation, molecular function: cytokine activity; stem cell factor receptor binding. Lineage: Eukaryota; Metazoa; Chordata; Mammalia; Rodentia; Muridae.
GUCCGGGCUUCACUCGCAGCGUGUCUCUGGGACCGAGCGUGCCGCGGGAAAGCAACGGCUGAAGACGGGGCGCUGCGCUCGGGCUACCCAAUGCUGGAACUAUCUGCAGCCGCUGCUCGUGCAAUAUGCUGGAGCUCCAGAACAGCUAAACGGAGUCGCCACACCGCUGCCUGGGCUGGAUCGCAGCGCUGCCUUUCCUUAUGAAGAAGACACAAACUUGGAUUAUCACUUGCAUUUAUCUUCAACUGCUCCUAUUUAAUCCUCUCGUCAAAACUAAGGAAAUCUGCGGGAAUCCUGUGACUGAUAACGUAAAAGACAUCACAAAAUUGGUGGCAAAUCUUCCAAAUGACUAUAUGAUAACCCUCAACUAUGUCACCGGGAUGGAUGUUUUGCCUAGUCAUUGUUGGCUACGAGAUAUGGUAAUCCAAUUGUCACUCAGCCUGACUACUCUUCUGGACAAGUUUUCAAAUAUUUCUGAAGGCUUGAGUAAUUAUUCCAUCAUAGACAAGCUUGGGAAAAUAAUGGACGACCUUGUGGAAUGUAUGGAUGAAAACAUACCUAAGAAUGUAAAAGAAUCAACUAAGAGGCCAGAAACCAGGCUCUUUACUCCUGAAGAAUUCUUUAGUAUUUUCAAUAGAUCCAUUGAUGCCUUCAAGGACUUCAUGGUGGCAUCGGACACUAGUGAUUGUGUGCUUUCUUCAACAUUAGGUCCUGAGAAAGAUUCCAGAGUCAGUGUCACAAAACCAUUUAUGUUACCCCCUGUUGCAGCCAGCUCCCUUAGGAAUGACAGCAGUAGCAGUAAUAGGAAAGCUGCGAAGUCCCCUGAAGACCCGGGCCUACAGUGGACAGCCAUGGCCCUGCCGGCACUCAUUUCUCUUGUCAUUGGCUUUGCUUUUGGAGCCGUAUACUGGAAGAAGAAACAGUCAAGUCUUUCAAGGGCAGUUGAAAAUAUACAGAUUAAUGAAGAGGAUAAUGAGAUAAGUAUGUUGCAACAAAAAGAGAGAGAGUUUCAAGAGGUGUAAUUGUGGAUGUACCAACAUUGUUACCUUCGCACAGUGGCUGGUAACAGUUCAUGUUUGCUUCAAUAAAUGAAGCAGCUUUAAACAAAUUCCUAUUCUGUCUCAAGCGACAGACCUCAUCUUUAUCUGUUCUUGCUACCCAUGACCUUGUAUGGAUGAUUCAGAAGUUGGAGCAGAGUGUUUAGCUGUGAAACUCGCACUGAAUUAUCAUCUAUAAAGAAGACUUUGCGUGAAGCAGGACUCUGGAGGUUUUGCAAGUGAUGAUGGGGAAGAGAACACGUGCCCAGUCUACAUUUGCAUGGCUUAGGAAAUGUCGAAGUGCUGAAACCCCACACAGCUUUGUUCUUCAGUUCCAACCUGAAGCCUGUAGUUAAUUAUGGUCUCUGCAAGUAGAUUUCAGCCUGGAUAGUGGGGGGAGGGUAGAAAACAAUUUUAAAAACAGUAACUCCAUAGCAUCAGCCACUGUAUGGAGUUAAAGCCAUGGGGAGUAUUUUUUUUUUUUUUUUUUUUUUGUGAGCAGGCACAUCCACUCUGUAGUGACGUAUUAACAAAUUAACAAGAGCAGCCAAAACUUCAGCUCUUCCUGAUGCAUACCAUGUACACCAUAACCCACUAGGAACAUGGACAUGGUUGGCUGGUUCUGUCCAUGCAGCAGAGCCGUGCUGAGCUGCACCAUGACGCCAUGGUGUAUGGAAGGCUCCACAGAAGAGCCCUCCCAAGAGAUAACUGUCAACAAGGACCAGUGGAAGAACAUGCCAAGGAAGACAUUUGGCCCCUAGUGAAACCAGUCUUUUCCCUUACCCCAUCACUCUAGAACAUGUAGUAUAAUGUGACGUGUUUAUGUUUUGAAACCACUACAGAGCUGUGAAAACAGACUUGGGAGAAAAUGCUGAAUGUGUAAGCCCCCUCCCCUUUUAAAUUCAUGAUGGGAGAGAAUAAGAAUAAAUGAUGGUUUUUAGUACCUAAGAUUAGAAGUGUACACUUUAUGCUAAUAUGGGUGUUGCAAACUAAGUAACUCGAAUUGUACAAGAAUGCAAGGAAUCAGAAAACAUUAGUUAUUUGCAGUAUAACCAUUAUCUCUUUAAUGUAGCCAUUUAUUUCAAACCAGACACUCUGUAUUCAUUAAGGUUUAUGAAAUGAAAUAAAAAGAGAGCUUUAUGUAGUUAUGCAUGUCAGUUUGCUAUUUAAAAAGCGUGGCAGCAUUUCUCAUAUUAGACAGAAAUUGGCAGUAAUUCCAUGACGAACAUUGUGCUUUUAAACCAGAAUUUAUAAUAUGCAUUGUAGAUUCCCCUGGUUUUAUAUACAUUGAGAACAAUGGGCUAAAAUCAAAGAAUGGAUUUUCUUCUGCUUUUAUUUUGGUCAAAGUUCUCAUCAUCUACCAUAGACAUAUAUAACAUUUAAAGCUUUCCAUUCUAAUGCAAUCCUUGUAAUAAUUUUAUUUGCCCUGUCAUAAUACCUUAAGACAACCAUUUUCAAUGUAAUUAUGGAAAAGUGCAUGGGAACCUAACUGCUAGAUUCAAGUCUGUCCUGAAAGUGCAUGUAAAGUUCUAGCUUGCAUUCAAAGUUAGUCCAAGCACAACUCCAGUACACGGCCGCUACUCUUCUUUAAACCAAAGAGUUCAGAUGGUUUUCUGUAGUUCCUUUUCUAAAGCCCAGAGGUUCCUCCAAUGCUAUCAUUCCUGCAAGAUAGCCCAGUGCAUCAAUUUUGCUGCUUUUCCUUGCUCAAGCCCUCACAUACCCCAGGAUACCACUGAUUAGUAGUAAGCUAGAAAUCACCUUAGUUACUGAAAAGGACAUAUUUUGUUGUUUGGCAUUGAUUGCUUUGAGAAUAAUAAUAGAUGUAGGUUAACACGAGUCAUAGGUGUAGGUGUAUAUAGAUUGAGGCUGUUGUUACUUCUCAGCUUUGUGGCUUGAUUUAUUUAUCUGGUAGUUUCAUUUUGCUCUGCUUUAUGAAAAUGCUAUUUACUGAGUUUGAGAGUACAAUAAAUAUACUUUUUCCCCCUUCAAAGCUAGCAGAUAAAUUUUAACACUCAAAAACCUGAUCUUAAUCAAUAGAACUAAAUAAACAAAUUUAACAGGUUAUAAUACCUGACAUGGUAAAAGGCAAAAGAUGUGUCCUGCCUAUUAAAUAUGUCAUUUUAUUGAAAGUUACAUGGAUUGCCAAUUUUUUAAAAUACUAAGAUCCAAUAAAAUGCAUGAAUAAUAGAAAAAUGCUGAACAUUAUUUUGAAUGCUAGCUGCUUAGACAUUAACUAUGGCAUAUCUGUUUUCAGAUUAAAAUACAUAUUCUUUGCAUAGUUUGUUCCAUGUAUGUUCUGAAUAUUUUUCUUAAAUUAUGAAAACCUCAUAACUGAGAAGGUAAAGUAUAAAAUGACUCUUUAAAUUGCCCAUUUUUUCUGAGAGUUCUUUUUUGUCAUGUUUAAAAUUUGCUUUUUAAUGAAAAUGAUCUCAAAAAUCUUCAGAGUGUCAAUUGCAUUGAAAACCUUGUACCUCCUUGGUAGAAACCAAGCCUAUAACAAAACUAGUUGUGUGAUCCGUGGUCAGUGCUAGUGCGGUCCUGGUUUUUGUGUUGUUAUCUAACAUGCUGAACACACUGCCACGUUGUAAUGAAUCAGAAAAAAGUGUAUUUUUCUUUACAAUAAUAAAAAACCUAAACUACACUACAAAGAGUAUUGCAUAUGAGAAAAAAAUGGAAAUACUUAAAUGUAUCCACAAUGAAGUAUGUGCUUUUAGCUAAGAAUUAAACAUGUUUCAGUGAACUUUCAUGUGCUUUAAAAAAAAAGUGUAGCAUAGUCUGUUACUUUAAUUCAAUCGAAGUUAUAAAUGAACAGAAAAAUCUGUUGUGGAAUCUUGAUUGUUUCUACAGUAGGUUUUGAUUUUGUGAUUUAAUCCUGAUAUGGAAUCUUAGCUAUCCUAUACACAAGUUCCUGAAGAAAUAUGUUUUCAAGUCAGGCAAUUAGGUUUAGUCGGGUGAAUGUUGAGAAAGGCAUGAGGAGGCUAUCCUUUCCUACUGAAGAUACAAUGUCACCUCCCUCUUUGGAUCUCAGUUUUGUGUUUGUGUGUAGGUAGGUCAGAGGUCACAUGUAACAAAACAGGAAAAACAGAAGAAACAGUCCUACUCAAAAUACCCAACCCUAGCUUCUUAACAAGCAUUUGGACAGUGAGAAGCUCUUGCUGCUUUAGUUUCUCAUGUAAAUAGAGUUCCUUAGUAAGAGUGAAAUUCAGUCUUAAGUAGAGGGAAAUGGAUAACCAUUUACACAUGAGGUGGCUUUUACCUUUGCUUAAAUAAAUGUUUGGGAUCACCUCCGAGGAAUGAAAACCAGUAGUGCAUUUUCAGCAAGAAAAGAGAUAAGAUGUAUGUAGUAGCAUUUGGAAAUGUGUCAAGAGUAUUAAUGUAAAUGUUCUCACUUUAUUGAAAGCUAAGAACAAAAAAAAUGUAGGGUGCUACUGAAGACCUGGAAUGCCAAGAGAUAGUUUUAAAGCCAAUUUGUAAAAUGAUAGUCCAUAAAUUACAUUUAAAAUUGGAAAAGUAGGACAAGAAUUUUAAAGUAAGCCAGUUUGUCCUUCAAAUAAUAUUGUAAAGUUGGCUUUAAAUGUAACUGUUCCAAUCAGAAUUUAUUUAUGGAAUCUGAUAACACAACUCCUGUUAACUUCCAUCCCACUGACCAGUCUUAAAAUGCCUUUGUCAGUAUAAAAUAAUGGUACCUCUGUCAUAACUGGUGUGGGUUUAGGAGUGAUCCAUAUUAAGGUGGAUAUUUAUGAUCCUAAAAUGAUUGAUAAGCACUGGAAAUGCACAACUGCCAUCUCCUAAUAUUUUCUUAAAACACUUUCUAAAAAAAGAAAAUUGUUUAAACAACAACAAAAACCUUGUAUUUUCAUUUACUCAAUUUCUAGACUAAAAGACUUCAGUAAAUUAAAUUUUACAAUCAAACUUCUUAUAGUCUUAUUUUCCAGUAGUCUGGAGACUGAUGUGUGAUUAUUGUGUCCACCUGCCACUGUUUUUUACAUCAAUGGACUUGAGAAGUAUUCCGACAUUUAUACGGCUUCACUGACAUAUUGCUAGUUCAGUCAUAGAUUGGAGUUUGCAUAUUGUAAUGUAAAUGUAUGUCAACACUAUUCUAAAUAGUUUAUGACUGAAAUUUAAUGAAAUAAAAGGUUGUAAAAUGUGAUUUGUAUAUGCUGUAUGUGUACUUUUUAAAAUAGGUCUAUGUCCUGACCCUUUUUAUACAGGCUUGAAUUUGAAGUUACAUUAUAUAAACAUAUACUUUAUUGUUCUAAAUAAAGAAUUUUAUGCACCAUCAUAA